UCUCACUAUCUUCUUUUUUUAUUUCUUUUUUAAUAUAUAUUUAUAAAAUUUAACUUACAUAAUAUAACAACAACAAUAACAAAAAAAGAAAGAUUUAAGCCAUGGCUUGGUUUGAUUCUCGUACAUUAUUCUUAUCUGUUUCUUUAUUUUGUUUACCAGCUCUUGUGGUAUGUGCCGUUUUAUGUCUUCCCCUUGUGAUAUUCUUUAUUGUAACCUUAUACUUUAUUGCAUGGACAAUGUACUUACUUUAUGCUCAAAGAGACGUGGAAUUCAAUUUACCUUAUAAUCCUGCUCGUGUUUUAAAAGUUAAUGUGAUUGUAUUCAGUCAUGUCUUGAGUUGGAUCACGGAUACUCCUAUGAUUAUCUCUUAUCUAUAUUGGCGUUAUUGGCAAAUUGGCACUGAUAAAUUUAGACGCAUUGUUAGUCGGAACGUAGUUUACUCAAAUGCUUCUAAUCAAUGUCUCAUGGAUAUUUAUCACCCUGAUAUCAAGAAUAAUAACAGGAAACGACCAGUGAUUAUCUUUAUUUAUGGUGGAUCAUGGGCUUCUGGACAAAAAUUAUUAUAUACUUCUAUGGCUAAUACACUUCGAGAAUUGGGCUAUGUGGUCAUUGUACCAGAUUAUCGAAAAUAUCCUACUGUCAAGAAUGUUGAUACUAUGUAUGAAGAUGUACGUCAAGCUAUCAAAUGGACUUUUCAUCAUGCUAAUGAUAUUGGGGCAGAUGAGGAUAUGAUUUAUGUGAUGGGUCAUAGCGCAGGCGCUCAUCUGGCAUCUCAAGUUGUCUUAUUUGAUCUAGUGGAAAAAGCCAAACAUGCCUCAUUAUCUGCAAAAAAGAAAUUGGAUGGUGAUUCUAUAGUGGAUAUAAGUCGACGCAAAGAUUUCUUGCCUCAAAUAGAAGGAUUGUUAUUAUUUGCUGGUGUAUAUGAUAUUGAAUCUCAUUAUGAACAUGAAACAAUGAGAGGUGUGGAAAAGAUUUCUGCAAUGGGUCGUGUCAUGGGCUCCACAGUGGACAAUUUCCGAAAACAGUCUCCAUUCCAUUUGGUCAAAAGUCAUAGUGAUCUAUUUGCUGAUUCUGAAGAUCUACUUGAUUUUGCUCCUCGUAUUCUAUUUGUACACGGUGAAAAAGAUCUAACGGUACCUAUGGAACAAUCCACUACAAUGUACAAUAUGCUUGGUGAAGUUUUACCUCCUGCUAAACGGGAUGAAGUCGAUGUUCGUGUACGUCUAUACAAGAAAAUGGAUCAUGCUCAUUGUGUUACUGCUUUGAUGCCUAGUAUCUUUGGUGUAGAUAGGAUGCAAAAACCAUUGAUUCGGGAUAUUGUGGAAUUCUUGGAUGUUCCUCCAUUGGAUGGUCAUUAGUGGAUGAUCAGUUUCUUUUAUAUUUAUAUCGUUUUGUAUUUAUUCUUUUAGUUAUCUAUUUAUUAUAUAUAUAUUUUUUUUAUUUAUUCCCCUUCACACAUCUUUUAUCAAAAAAGAAUAAAUACUAUAUACACAUAGUGAUACACAAAAAAAAAA
Molecule: messenger RNA, 1514 nt
Organism: Halteromyces radiatus
Lineage: Eukaryota; Fungi; Mucoromycota; Mucoromycetes; Mucorales; Cunninghamellaceae
Product: Alpha/Beta hydrolase protein
Exons: 6
Coding region: 102-1358 (418 amino acids)
Source: RefSeq, a predicted model, not a curated record